AUGGCGCGAUUAAUUUACCACCGCGCAAAAGAGCUACUAGUCUGGAAAAAUCGACUAGACUUUGGAAAAAGGCCAAAAGCCCAACUGAACUCUGAAUCUGAGCUCAGUGAUAUUGAGGAGGAGUUCCCUGAGUCCUGUAUGGAGGAUUCAGAGGAUAUUUCUGAUCCUGAUUAUGAAAUUACUGAUGAAGAGGAUGCUAAUCCCGUUCAGGAUACACGUCCUGUUAAACCUACCAAGAUUGAGGUAGAUUAUGCGGAGUCAGUUACACCAAUAGGAUCUUAA
Molecule: messenger RNA, 282 nt
Organism: Pelobates cultripes (western spadefoot toad)
Lineage: Eukaryota; Metazoa; Chordata; Amphibia; Anura; Pelobatidae
Source: the annotation of a GenBank genome assembly